Messenger RNA from Trichosporon asahii var. asahii CBS 2479, 873 nucleotides. RefSeq lists its product as uncharacterized. The record is from RefSeq and is a predicted model, not a curated record. NCBI's taxonomy places the organism in Eukaryota, Fungi, Basidiomycota, Tremellomycetes, Trichosporonales, Trichosporonaceae. The coding region runs from base 1 to 873 and encodes 290 amino acids. The transcript has a single exon.
AUGCCGCCAAGUCUCGACCCGCUGUUCUUUCCCCACAUCUUCGAAACCAUCCUUCUCAACUCAGACCGGAAAACACUCCUGACUGCACGACUCGUCUCCAGAUCCAUGUGCAGCGUCGUGGAUCCUCUGCUGUGCGGCCCAUUCCUCGAACUUCUCACUGAAUCGGACGGUUCCCUCGGGGCAUGGUCACAUGGAAGGACAGGUUCAAUUGAUUCUCGCCGUCUGCCAUACUUCUAUCGCAACGGCAAUGAGUCAACGCGGAUUGCGGCGAUGCGACAAGCCAGAGGCUUCGGCAUGCACACCUCCGCGGCAAGCCGGUACGCCAACAGUCUCUUGCAACAUCUUCCCCCUCAGGUUCGCAUCAACAUCAUGCACUACGACAUUAACUACCCUCUACCCCCUUGCGCUUUUGCUACAAUGCCGGGCGACAUCACGCUUCCCGCCUGCUCGUAUCUGCAGAUCAUUGUUCAAGGAUGUGGAAACGCAUGCUGUUGUCAGGAGACAGCCGCGUUCAAGCACGUCUCAGCGAGCGUUGGGAUAUGCAUCGAAGCCAACUACCCCCGAGCUCAUGACAUGUCACACUGUGAACAGUCAAAUUGCAGUGUCAUUGCUGGUAUCAUCAAUCCUGGCGUUACUGAACUUGUUCUCGUCGGAGUAGAAAUGGGAAUGCUGCCUUGCCUGUUCAACGGCAUCAACGUUCAAGCCAACCCGGACCUGCAAGUGCGCUUUCGGCUGUACGAUCGCUUUAGUAGCAGUAGGGAGGAGAGGCUAGCCCGCGAGGCUGUCAAGUGCUUCGAUGUGUCUGAAAGCCAGGUCCGGUUCGACUACUUCAACUCGUGCCUGUCUACACCCGUCCAGUCCCCCACGCCGUAG